AUAUCUGCGCCUGCGCGGUGCGGCUGCGGGGCCAGUCGGGACGGAGGAGACAAGAUGGCGCUGCGGGCGAUGAGGGGGAUCGUGAACGGGGCCGCGCCUGAGCUACCAGUACCCACCAGCGGGCCCCUGGCUGGGUCUCGAGAGCAGGCGCUGGCAGUUAGCCGGAACUACCUCUCCCAGCCUCGUCUCACAUACAAGACAGUAUCAGGAGUUAAUGGUCCAUUAGUGAUCUUAGAUCAUGUUAAGUUUCCCAGAUAUGCUGAGAUUGUGCACUUAACACUACCUGAUGGGACGAAGCGGAGCGGGCAAGUUCUAGAAGUUAGUGGUUCCAAAGCUGUGGUUCAGGUAUUUGAAGGGACCUCAGGUAUCGAUGCCAAGAAAACGUCCUGUGAGUUUACGGGGGAUAUUCUCCGAACGCCAGUGUCAGAGGAUAUGCUUGGUCGGGUGUUCAACGGGUCAGGGAAACCCAUUGACAGAGGUCCUGUUGUCCUGGCUGAAGACUUCCUAGACAUCAUGGGCCAGCCAAUCAACCCUCAAUGUCGAAUCUAUCCAGAGGAGAUGAUUCAGACCGGCAUUUCGGCCAUUGAUGGCAUGAACAGUAUUGCUCGGGGGCAGAAGAUUCCUAUCUUCUCUGCUGCUGGCUUACCGCACAAUGAGAUUGCAGCUCAAAUCUGUCGCCAGGCUGGUUUGGUAAAAAAAUCCAAAGAUGUAGUGGACUACAGUGAGGAAAAUUUUGCGAUUGUAUUUGCUGCUAUGGGUGUAAACAUGGAAACUGCCCGAUUCUUCAAAUCUGACUUUGAGGAAAAUGGCUCAAUGGACAACGUCUGCCUGUUUUUGAACUUGGCUAACGACCCAACUAUUGAGCGAAUUAUCACUCCUCGAUUGGCUCUAACCACGGCCGAGUUCCUGGCCUAUCAGUGUGAGAAACAUGUAUUGGUUAUCCUAACAGACAUGAGUUCUUAUGCUGAAGCACUUCGAGAGGUUUCAGCAGCUAGGGAAGAGGUUCCUGGUCGACGAGGUUUCCCAGGUUACAUGUAUACAGAUUUAGCCACAAUAUAUGAACGCGCUGGUCGAGUGGAAGGUCGAAAUGGCUCUAUUACUCAAAUUCCUAUUCUCACCAUGCCUAACGAUGAUAUUACUCACCCGAUCCCUGACUUGACUGGAUAUAUUACAGAGGGGCAGAUCUAUGUGGACAGACAGCUACACAACAGACAGAUUUACCCACCCAUUAAUGUGCUGCCUUCCUUGUCGCGGUUGAUGAAGUCUGCUAUUGGAGAAGGCAUGACCAGAAAGGAUCACGCCGAUGUGUCUAACCAGCUGUAUGCAUGCUAUGCUAUUGGUAAGGAUGUACAAGCCAUGAAAGCUGUCGUUGGAGAAGAAGCCCUUACCUCAGAUGAUCUUCUUUACUUGGAAUUCCUGCAGAAGUUUGAGAGGAACUUUAUUGCUCAGGGUCCUUAUGAAAACCGCACUGUGUAUGAGACUUUGGACAUUGGCUGGCAACUGCUCCGAAUCUUCCCCAAAGAAAUGCUGAAGAGGAUCCCUCAGAGCACCCUGAGCGAAUUCUACCCUCGAGACUCUGCGAAGCAUUAGCUGCUACUUCAUCGCUGGCUCGAUGCUCUUGUGAAGUACUGGUUCUGUUUUCUUUAUUCCUUUUGCACUCCCCCAUCCCCACCUUUGUGUUGGAGUUUACUGUGUUACCCUGUAAUUAAAAACAAAGACUAGGUAA
This is a messenger RNA of Cervus elaphus (red deer), 1726 nucleotides long. It is a transcript of the gene ATP6V1B2, whose product is annotated as ATPase H+ transporting V1 subunit B2. The transcript has 14 exons. The record is from RefSeq and is a predicted model, not a curated record. Gene Ontology annotation, molecular function: proton-transporting ATPase activity, rotational mechanism; ATP binding. Lineage: Eukaryota; Metazoa; Chordata; Mammalia; Artiodactyla; Cervidae. Gene Ontology annotation, biological process: ATP metabolic process; proton transmembrane transport. Gene Ontology annotation, cellular component: proton-transporting V-type ATPase, V1 domain. Bases 55 to 1590 code for a protein of 511 amino acids.